Messenger RNA from Pseudoliparis swirei, 1686 nucleotides. It is a transcript of the gene adad1, whose product is annotated as adenosine deaminase domain containing 1 (testis-specific). Gene Ontology annotation, molecular function: tRNA-specific adenosine deaminase activity; double-stranded RNA binding; double-stranded RNA adenosine deaminase activity. Gene Ontology annotation, cellular component: cytoplasm; nucleolus. Gene Ontology annotation, biological process: RNA processing; adenosine to inosine editing. Lineage: Eukaryota; Metazoa; Chordata; Actinopteri; Perciformes; Liparidae. The transcript has 12 exons. Bases 1 to 1656 code for a protein of 551 amino acids. The record is from RefSeq and is a predicted model, not a curated record.
AUGUUUCCAACCCGUGGGUCACAUGGAGCGUCUUUCACUCAAAUGAAAAACGAGCCCCAGACGUCAGGACGGACCGAGUCCUCCGACCAUCCGCCGAGCUUUGCCCAACGAGGGAAAAGUACAUACAAACGCAGCUACGUUUACAAGCCGGCGGCUUCACCUCAAAUUCUGAUGGACAAAUACUCCCAAGGGGAGAUGGACGCCGUGUCUGUGGUCCAUCAGCUGGCCCAGAUCUUGCAGUUCCACCUGGAAAUGAAGGAGACGGUGACGACAGGCGACAUCAUGGCGGGGCUUUAUUUUGCCUUCUGCGUGGUGGUCGAUGGGGUCGAGUACAAGACCGGCAUGGGGAUCACGAAGAAGGCGGCUCGGCUCAAAGCGGCGCAGCUCGCUCUGCCCGACCUCCUGCCCGCCUUGAGGAGCCCGAAGUCUCCUCUCCCCGAAGCGCCAGAUUUCCCUCCACCCCUGCCAGUAAAGAAGCCCGUCGUCUCUGAUCUGCAUCCCCCUAGAGCCAUUCACGAAAGGACGAGUUCCGCCGGCCCCCAGAUCCCAAACGCCGUCCGGGACCAGCUCACCCGACUGAUGAACAGCCACCCCGAGCUCUCCACCUGCGCGGGCUCCACGGCGGCGUUCGUCAUCCAGACCUCCGGCAAGUGUGAGGUGGUCGCUCUGGGCACGGGGAACUUCAACGCCAAGCAGAGCACCUCGUCGAACGGACGCGUCGUGCACGACUCUCACGCCGUGGUGACUGCGAGGAGAUCCCUCAUGAGGUUUCUGUUCCGCCACCUGCUGAUGUUCUUCAACGACACGGACGACCUGAAGGAGAAGUCCGUGUUCCAGCGGAGCGACGGCGGCGGCGGCCUCCUCAGCCUGAAGAGCGGCGCCGCCCUCCACCUCUACAUGAACCAGCUGCCCAAGGGCUCCGCGCAGAUCCCCUCCAACCUGCGCCUGAACCCGCACUCCAUCGCGACAUGGCAGGUCAACAGCGAGUUUUGCCUGCACCUGUCGGUGGAGGGAAAGGUGUUCUCGGUGUUCUCGUCAGCCUUCGAUAGCUCCGCCUCCAAGGUGGUCAGCAUGUCCGCCACGGACAAGCUCACUCAGUGGCAGGUGCUCGGCUACCAGGGCGCCCUGCUCAGCCACUUCAUCGAGCCCGUCUACGUGGAAAGCAUCCUCGUAGGGGACAAUGGCUGCAGUGACGUCCAGGGCAUGCAGGUCUCCGUGAACCAGCGCGUGGAGGGCAUCACCUCCCAGCUGCCCACGUUCUACUGCAUGGUGAGGCCCCGCAUCAGCCUGGUGCCCGGCGUGGCCGCCAACGGCGUCGGCGAGGGCCGGCCGUCCUACGCCGUCAACUGGAGCGAGGGCGACUGCUCCCUGGAGGUGGUGGACGGCCUGGAGGGCAAGACCGUGGAGGAAUCGCCCUUCAAGAGCUGCCCGGCUCUCGCCAGCCGCCUGUGCAAAGCGGCGAUGCUGCACCGCUUCAAGCUGGUGGCCAAAGAGGCCCAGAGGGACGACCUGCUGGCCACCAGCUCCUACAGGGAGGCCAAGCGGAUGGCGAAGACGUACCAGGAGGCCAAGAGCGUGCUGCGGGCGUACCUGCUGCAGCAGGGCUUCGGGCCCUGGCUCGUCAAGCUCUCCGUUCGGGAGAACUUCAACAUGUGAAGAAAAAUGAAUACAAAGAAAUCACCGGAG